This is a messenger RNA of Closterium sp. NIES-67, 955 nucleotides long. Lineage: Eukaryota; Viridiplantae; Streptophyta; Zygnematophyceae; Desmidiales; Closteriaceae. The record is from the annotation of a GenBank genome assembly.
UGAUAGUUUGUUAGGAGCUUCCCUCUCACCCGCACAGGGUGGUGGGGAGUUAUGAUUCUCAGCUUCUGCCUCUGAAUCAGACGUUGCUGCAGUUUUAGUGCUUCGCUGCAUUCCGUGUUCUAAGAAUGCCGAACCAGCCGCUUCAUGCUUGUGCUGCUUGCAAGUCGCUAAGGAAGAAGUGCACUCCACAGUGCGUAUUUUCUCCAUACUUCCCUCCGAACGAGACAGAGAAGUGGACGACAGUUCACCGUACAUUCGGUGCAAGCAACAUAUCGAAGAUAUUAACGACCGUACCGCCAGGGAAGCGAACAGCGGCAGCAAACAGUCUAAUAUUUGAAGCAGAAGCACGCUUGGCUGAUCCUGUCUACGGUACUUUGCAAGUUAUUCAUCGACUGGGGAACAGACUUUCUAGCCUGCAUAAGGAGCUGCAAGCAGUCAGAGCUGAAAACGAAGAGCUACGUCAGAAGAACGGUCAAGUCUGUGCGUUAAUGGGAAUUCCACCCAACUAUUCUUUCGCCUCCGAAGGCGAGCAAACCGUUCAGGAGAUGGCUUCGUCUUCCUCUCCUCCGUCAGCGAUAAUUGAGGACGCUGCUGCCUUACUCAAGCAUGAAGCCGCCUGAAGUCGUCUUAAUGAUGACGUGGAAAGUAAGUUAUACUUCUGAGCAACGUCCGAAGGAAUAAGCUCUUGUAAAUAUCUAAUAUAUGCAGCAACCAGAGCUCGCCAUGCAUAUGGAUCAUCGCCGGAGGACACAGCGUAGACCCAUACCUUAUUGUACCUAGUUACCUUUCAUGGAGCAGUUUGUUGCUGGCGUGGAGAUACAGAUGGUUCUGGAGUGAGCUCGGCUAUGAUUCCGUUGCCAGCAGAUAAAAGAUAGCUGGUUCACUGGAAAUGAUUUUUUUCUGUUUCACAGCAUAGCACAGCACCCUUUGGUUCCUUGACGUAUCCUACUGCUUA